AUGAGCGCUUUGCUUGUCAUCCUGGAUGCCCCAGCCCACCGUGAAACCAACGCAGAGAAGAAUGCCCUUCAGCGUGACAGUGUUGAAGACAGCAGAGCAAAGUAUCUGAAAGAACGAGCCCUGGAAUGGACAAAGGGAUUUGUGAUCUGCAACCUGUUCAACUUCAUCAUAUCCGAGCUGUUGUGGCGUGGUGGAUUCUUCGAGAAAUCAUCCCUCAGCCCUGGGGGGAUUCUGGCUGCUUUCAUCAUGUCUAUUUCUUUCGUCGCUAAACCACCCAAGUCCAGCGGUGUUCCUGGGCAGGAUUUGGCUCAACCUUUACACAGCCACGGACACAUUCUGACGGGCCUCGCCCUGUUCAUACCGUAUCUGAUGGUAUUCCAGGCUCUGGCUCUAGGCAUAUCUUUUUUCAUCGAAUUCAGUCUCCCUAUUUACAUGGGUUCCAAGUUGGUGAUAGGGCUUCUCUUAACAAAUAUGCAUACUGCCUGGGUUCAGACAAUCGCUUCCAACCCCACAAAUAAAUCUAUUUGGCAGAGAAUGCCCGGUGGAAGACAGUGGCUUGCAAUCCUGCCCAUCGCCUGUCUGGACAUCUUGCUACCGGACGUGGUUUACCAUUUGACCAAGGCUACCGUGGCAUUCUUCCAGGCCAGCGAUUUUCUCGGUCUCACCAACACACCCGGGGACUUCGGUGUCAUAGUGGCUCCUAUACUGCUGAGCUGGCUCACAGCAUUGUUGACCCGCGCCAUCUAUACCAAGGUAGCCAUGUCGAUGUUAGCUAUUGGUCAAGAUGAUCAGGAAGAACCAAAGGCGUGCCUGAGUAUUCUAGACGCCAUCAGCAGCACCACAGCCCAGAACUGGCAUCGUUAUCUGGCAAGGAUGUGGGAAGUGGCCGUAUAUGAGUACCUAUGGGCCAGUUUCUCCUGCAUUGCUAUCCUCGCCGAGCUUUAUUACUUGGCGCCGUGCGCCGUCACAGAUGGGUUGGUUUGGUUGACCCAGGACCGGUGA
Penicillium salamii is the source of this 1002-nucleotide messenger RNA. The record is from the annotation of a GenBank genome assembly. NCBI's taxonomy places the organism in Eukaryota, Fungi, Ascomycota, Eurotiomycetes, Eurotiales, Aspergillaceae.